This is a messenger RNA of Ixodes scapularis (black-legged tick), 1110 nucleotides long. RefSeq names its product zinc finger protein 471-like. The record is from RefSeq and is a predicted model, not a curated record. Gene Ontology annotation, cellular component: nucleus. Lineage: Eukaryota; Metazoa; Arthropoda; Arachnida; Ixodida; Ixodidae. Gene Ontology annotation, molecular function: RNA polymerase II cis-regulatory region sequence-specific DNA binding; DNA-binding transcription factor activity, RNA polymerase II-specific. Bases 1 to 732 code for a protein of 243 amino acids. The transcript is spliced from 2 exons. Gene Ontology annotation, biological process: central nervous system development; regulation of transcription by RNA polymerase II.
AUGUCCCUAUCUACGGACGCUGCGCCUGGUGUAAACCCAGUCGUGGCGUCCGCGCUGAAGCAAUACGCGGUGCUCAAAGACUCCAUGAUCACUCUGAUGAAGCGCCACGCUAAGAGCCUCUCACACGAAUCCUGGACGGACCUGAGUUGUGGGGGUGCCUGCUCGAGAGACGUCGGCUGCCUGCCGGAAACCAAAAUCGAGAAUCUCUUCAAGUGCUGUUUCUGUGCCCAUGUCGUUGGGGACCAGCGUGGAAUCCUCAAUCACCUGUUUCUUCGGUGUGACGAACGACUUGAGUGCCAGCUCUGUCCGGAAUCCUUUUCCAAAGCGGAAGACUUGAGCUGCCACACCGAGAUUCACAAGCCAGAAAGAACUUUCGACCAUCAACUGCGUUCAGCAUCCUUUCAGAAAUGCGGUCAUCCGGCAUAUAACAUUCGAGCCAACGAAGGAGAAAAACCUUUCAAAUGCCAGGAAGGCCCUCAAGCAUUUGCUCAAAGCGAGGGCUUGACCACCCACAUGGAAAUCCACGUCGGUGAGCAGCCUUACAGAUGCCAGCAAUGCCACAACACGUUUGCCAGUAGAAGUUAUGCGAAUCGCCACAUUCGAAUCAACACAGGUGAGGAACCCUACGAUUGUGAGCUGUGUCCCGUAGCCUUUACUUUUAGUGGGAAUCUGAAGCGACACGUUCAGACGCACACGGGUGAAAGACCUUACAAACGCGAGCAAUGUCCCUGAGCCUUUUCCCAGAGUGGCUAUCUCAAGCGGCACAUUAGAAUACACACAGAAUGUAAUCAAUGUCCCCGAGCCUUUCGUUCGAGCUCGGCGCUGUCGCGGUGCAAUCAAACGCACACGAAUGAGAAACGUGACAAACGCAAGCAAUGUUCCAAAGCCUAUAGUCAAAAAAGCAGCCUGAUGUGCCAUAUUCGAAGGCACACAGUCAAGAGAACUGUGAGCAGUGUCCCCGAGUCUUCUCGAAGUUGAGGAGCUGAUGGGGAACAUUUGUGCGAACAUGGGCGAGAGGCCUUGCAAAUACAAGCGAUGUUCAAAAGCGUGCAUGGGACCAUGACGCAGCACAUUCGAAUGCGUGCUGCAUAAAAGCUGUCCUAUAUCGUC